Molecule: messenger RNA, 1650 nt
Organism: Prosopis cineraria
Lineage: Eukaryota; Viridiplantae; Streptophyta; Magnoliopsida; Fabales; Fabaceae
Product: probable aspartic proteinase GIP2
Exons: 1
Coding region: 59-1360 (433 amino acids)
Biological process (GO): proteolysis
Molecular function (GO): aspartic-type endopeptidase activity
Source: RefSeq, a predicted model, not a curated record
AGAUCAGAUGAAUUAGACAAUUAGCUUGCUUCCCAUACUCCUAGCUGCUCCACUCCACAUGGCUUCCAGGUUCCAAUACCUCCUCCUUCUCCUGCUCUUCAUUGCGCCUUCUUCUUUUGCUCAAUCCUCUUUCAGACCCAAAGCCCUCGUAAUACCUGUCACUAAAGAUGCCGCCACUCUACAAUACGUUACUCGAAUUCACCAGAGAAACCCACUCGUCCCCGUCAACCUCGUCGUUGAUCUCGGUGGCCAAUUCCUCUGGGUCGACUGCGACCAACACUACACCUCCUCCACCUACCGACCUGCACGCUGCAACUCCGCCCAAUGCUCCCUCGCGGACGCCUCCGGAUGCGGCGAAUGCUUUUCGCCUCCCAGGCCGGGUUGCAACAACAAUACCUGCGGCGUGAUGCCGGACAACACUAUUACCGGCACCGCCACCGGCGGCGAGGUCGCCCAAGACGUCGUGUCGAUCCAGUCCACUAACGGCUUCAACCAGGGUCGAAACGCCACUGUUUCCCGCUUCAUAUUCUCAUGUGCACCCACUUUCUUAUUGAAUGGCCUCGCUAGCGGAGUAUCGGGAAUGGCCGGUCUCGGCAGAACCAAAAUAGCUUGUCCUUCUCAAUUCGCUUCUGCUUUUAGCUUUCACAGGAAAUUCGCCGUUUGCCUUGCCUCAAGUUCAAAAGGUGUUGUUUUCUUCGGAGACGGCCCUUACGUUUUCCUUCCGAACGUGGACGCCGCUCAGUCGCUCACUUACACGCCACUCAUUGUCAACCCCGUAAGCACGGCUUCCGCUUUCACACAAGGACAGCCUUCGUCUGAGUAUUUCAUCGGCGUCAAAUCCAUCAAGAUCGACCAAAAAGUUGUCCCCAGUAUCAACAAAACUCUGCUAUCCAUAAACGAGGAAGGCUUUGGUGGGACCAAAAUAAGUACGGUGAACCCGUACACGGUUUUGGAGGCCUCGAUCUUCAAGGCGGUGACGGAGGCAUUUAUCAGUGCUUCGGCUGCUAGGAACAUCACCAGGGUGGGUGGCGUGGCUCCAUUCGAAGUGUGUUUCAGUAAGGACAACGUGGGGAGCACGCGGUUGGGUGCGGCGGUGCCGACCAUCGAGCUUGUGCUUCAGAAUAAUGUGAGUUGGUUCAUUUUCGGAGCGAACUCGAUGGUGGAAGUGAAGGACGAUGUGCUGUGUCUUGGGGUAGUGAAUGGAGGUGAUGAUCCAAGGACUUCAAUAGUAAUAGGUGGGUAUCAGUUGGAGAACAAUCUUCUGCAGUUCGAUUUAGCUUCUUCUAGAUUAGGAUUCAGCUCUUUGCUCUUUGGAAGGAUGACUACAUGUGCAAACUUCAACUUCACCUCCGCCCCAUGACCCGCCCUUUCCGCCCCACGAUCAGGAUUCGACUUUGAAUAAAACGCAUGCGGAUUUAUCUUCCCUUGUUCUGGUAUUAAAAUAAUUAAAUUUCUGUCUAUCAAUAAGUGUCUAGAUUCUAGAACCCCCAUGUUUAUACACUUCUCUGAUAUAAGCAGCUGUUCUCUGUGCAUUCGAAGUGCAGGGUUCAAGUGUGAAGGGCAAAAACGAGUAAGAUGUCCUCUUCUAUGAUUGAUUAAUUAAUGGAACCACUUGUAUUUUAUUUUACCAAUAUACUCCUCUCUGACUAA